CUAUGUUUGAUGAUCACAGAAUACUUUCAAAUUUGAACGCUAAGAUCGAUCAACUGUCAAACAAUACGUUAAGUUGCGAGUAAUAUGGUACAAUCUUUCCUUUGUAUCAUUAAUUUGGCGAUUGAUGAAUCGCUUAGAAUCUUCAACGUGUACGUAUUGUAUCUAUGAGAGAUUAGCGGUCAACAGUGAUUGAAGGACAGACAAAGAAAAAUUUUGAUAAUGUUCACACCAUUAAAGUCCACAGAAGCAGAUUUUAUCGACGUGACUGUUUUAAGUACUCCUCAGCCACAAGCAACUUCAACUGUACAAAGAAAAAGCACAUUGGAAAACAAUGUUCUUGAUAGAAAUAUUGAAGAGGCUAUUUCUAAACAAUUUGUUAAAGACAAAAAUGCUAUUACACGGAAGUCUACUGACUCAUCUCUUGGAAUAUUGGACAGUAUAUCUUCCUUUUUAGCUGAAAUAAGUGGAGUAGAAGAAGUAGAGAAACAAAGUGAGAGUAAAUUGGACAUAGAAUGUGCUAGAAAGUUACUUCAAAGAUGUAGUGAUAUAAAAAGUACAUCUAUUAUAUAUGAUACAAACAAAGAAAACAAUACGAAUAUUCAAAACUUAUCUAGUAAUAUCAUUCCUUCAACAUUAACUGAUUAUGGUCAAUCCGUUCCAUGUUCCAAUCAAAUCAAUCUUCAGAAUGAAAAUAUUUCACAUUCUGUUAAAGAUAAAGCAAAUAGUGUUGUUUUUGAGCCAAAAGAGAUUAGUGCACGUUCAUCUGGAUUAAGUAGAAGUUCAGAAACUAAUUUAUCAUCAUCAGCUUCAAGUAAAAGUUUGAAUCAAAUAACAUUUGAUGCAACAACUGCUGAAUUGAUGGCUCAAUUUAAUAAUGAAGAUUUUCGUCCAGCUUCUGAAAUGGCCAGUCAAAUGUUAGCUGAUGAAGUGUCUUGGCAACAAAAUUAUCCCUAUGCUCUUCCCACAACAGCUUCUUCUGAAAAAGAAUACUUAAACUUAUCCUGUUUUUCUGGCAUCAUGGGUGAACUAGAUUUAUCAGUAGAAUCCUGCGCUGGCCAUAAGGUAUCUGUGAGUGAAUUUUUUAGAAGAAAAUGUGGAAAUUUUGGAGAAUUAUCGGAAACUGGAGUAGAAAGGCCAAGUUUGGGUCUGUCAGUAAACAGUCCAAAAAAGAAAGAUCAUCUUACACCUCUAGUUGAUUCAACUUGCUCUUCUGUAACAGAAGAUUCCUCAAUUGGAGCCAAUAUCGCGAAAGAUAAAACUCAAAAUAUUCCAAAUAUAACAAAAGAUGCGGAAGAGCAAAGUAUUAUGAGUUUGACCAGUAUCGCUCAAGCACUACAGGAUAUCGAUAAUGGCACACCACGAAGAUUAGUGGAUCAACUCAUCAUGGCAAAGAAAAAGAAAAAAUCCUCGCAGGUGCAAGAGAAGGGUGUAGUUAGCGAUACUUACACAUUAUCGCCUUCAAGUAGAAAAUCCAUGCCUGCUACUUCCAAUAGAAAUAUAGAUAAUUUCGGAAAAGAUAUGGGAUUACUAAAUCUUUCUUCAAAAUUAUCUUUAGAUAGUAGAAUCAUCAAUGAAAGUGUAAAUAUUAAACAUUCUAUUCCAAGAUUGCUUUCAUUUGACUCUAACUCGGGUGCAAAAAUAAACUAUGAGGCCAUUUCUCAGGAACUUAAGAAAGAGUUAAGUAGUGGAAACUUACCAUCCUUAUACAGUCAAGAGCUUAAGUCAUUGUUGGAAGACUCUAAAUUAACUCGUCCAAAUUAUACAGAAAACAAAAUAUCACCUCAUACUUCGAAAAUUAAUGCAAUGAUUAGUUACGAGGAAAAAUCUACCGGUCUUGAAGAAGAAGAAAUAGGAAAAAAAGAAAAUAUAAAAAAGGAAAAUGUUUCAUAUAAAGAUAGAUCAGAAAUUCGUAUACAAGAUAUUUCAAAUUUACAAGAAUCUUAUGUUAAUAACGUCGUCAUUGGCAAACGUACAGAAGAAUUGUGCAGUUGUAUCGUUGCUAUACCUAGAGAAAUUGAUAUUGAACUCUUAAAUAAAAGUGAUAGAUGGGUCAUUUGUGCAUUAAGCGUAAAUCAAAUUCAAGGAGAUAAGCAUAAUGUCCGACUUACACUGCCGAAAAAUGUUACUCUUAUUAAACCAAAUGCUGAACAACAUGUUAAGAUUACCGUAACAGUGGUGAAAAUGUGUAAACCAAUUAUUGCAGUUUUAAACAUAACAAUGUCAGAUAUGGUAACAAGAAUUGAAUGGAUUAUGAAACAUAUUAUAUGUCUCAAACCCGAAGAAGUCGAUAUAAACGUGUCAAACCCUUCUCAAAAAAAAGAAUUAGAUUUUCAGUAUAUUGCUGAAAAUAGCAUAGCAGUCUUACCUAUUACAAUAAAAAAUAAAAAUAAUGUCGAUAUACCCAUAAAAAUUUCUAUACUACAGAAUGAACCAGCAAUAUUUAGCUUAGAAAAUCCAGAAGAAUCACAACAUAUUACUCUUAAAUCUCAAGAAGUACGCACUACAAAUGUUCGAUGCAAGGCUUUCGCGCAAAAAAAUACUGAGACGCAACAACGAUCCUUACAACGUUACACUGGCACUUUAAUAAUUCAAAACGAAAGUACUCCAGAGAACAGUAUAAUAAUCCAAGAAAUUCCUCUUAUUGUACAAGUAGGAAUUUAUAAGAUACAAACGAUUGAUACAGACUUACCUUUGGUCGUUCCUAACAAACAAAGCAAACCCUUGACCGUGAUUAAUCUUGGGACGAUACCGACGCUAAUAACAACUUCAUUUAUCCAAGAAAUUGAAUUAACAAAAAAUUCAAAAUAUUUCUCAGUUGAACCAGAAAGUUUACUUGUGCAACCUAGGGAAACUGGAUGCUUCUUUAUUACAUACAAGCAACAAACAUUGGGCACUCCUAAAAUGUAUGCAAAAAUUAAAUUAACUGCUGCUAACAAUGAUUAUUACUAUUCUGUAAUCGGAGAAUCAAGCACAUGUACAGAGGCAGAAAAUGAAAAUGCUCGAUGUGAAACACCUCAGUAUUUACCACCUGUUAGUUCUCCAUCAUCUCCGCAUAGCGUGGUUUCAAACAAGUCGGGCGUAUCUGGCAGAAAUUCGCCUCUUAGCUCAGUAUCUGGUUCAACUGUUACUGGCGAUAAAAUUCCUAUCAGAACAACUCACGCUGCUCUGAUAUGGAAUAGUGUGAAAACAGGAAAGUCAGAAAUUAGGGAAUUCACUAUUCGUAAUACAAGUAACAACAAAAUAAGGAUACAAGCUAUUAUAUCGGACAGUAAAAAAAAUUUUCGAUUUCUUCGAGAACGACAGGCCGUUGGUACUAUUGUAUUAGCUCUGCAAGGUUCGGAAAGUAGGAUGCUGUCCGUUCUAUUUAGUCCUCAUCAUAUAGGCGCAGCGGCUGGAAAAAUAGUAUUCAAACACUAUGAACCAAAUAGAGAAGAGUUUGAAUCUGGAUCUACGAAAGUGCUAUUUCUAUAUGGUUAUGGGGGUUAUAGCAAAGUUGAAAUUUCAGAAGCAUUUAAAGACACAGGCGGAAAAAUGUGGUUAUCGCUUGGUAUUUUAAGCUGCGGAAGAUCUCCACGUGCAAAGAUCAAAUUACAAAACAUUGGAGAUCUAUGUUCCUACGUUAAAAUCAAAUUAAUACCCAAAGCUGUAUAUCCUACUAUGGCAUCGAGUUGGCAAGUAAAUCCAUCCGAAUUGUUGCUAAAUUCGAAAGAAGUUCAAUGGGUGACUCUGGAAUUCGAGCCGCGAAAGGAAGAUCUAGCUUUACUGCAACGAUCUAAUGUCUCACAUGUUGGAACCCUAUUAAUUACCCAUGGAGAUGAACCUACGCGCUGGCGAAUUCGUAGAUUGUAUAAUAAAAUGAAAGAAACAGGCGAAUUGAGUGGAAAUGAAAAUGAAACUUUUAGGAAUAUUAUUCAACCAUUAUGUAAAACUUUUUCUGGAGAACAAUUAAUAUCGGAUAUAAAUACUAUACGAGAUUCAGUGCAAAAUCUUGGGGACCUUUGUCAAGGGAUUCAUCGACAUGAAAUAAUGUUAACGGUGGAAGUGUGCGCCGAUGAGACUAUGUCCGUUCUUCACGAUAAUGCAGACGAAUCACAAUUGUUUUAUUCUCUUUGUAGCGACAAUAGUCAUAUAUAUGAAGGAAAUGGUGAAAGUUUCCUACCCUCAGAGACUUUUGUAGCAAACAGUACACUUAAAAGCGGCAUGAAUGCAGACGAUUUUAUGAUUAGCCCAUCUAUUGUAAUUUUAACUCCACCGACUAGAUCAGAAGCAGUUGUAACAAUAAGAAGUCCUUGUACUGUGGCAGAACCGUUUGAAACUUCUCUAUCAAAUACGGACUAUUUAAGAGUCGUUCCUGCGGAGGGAAUGAUACCUACUAGAAGAGACUUUCAACUAAAAAUACAGUGUAAACGAAAAAUCGAACGGAAUUUUAACGCUGUUCUUGAAAUUUAUACCGAGAACAAAAAGUUUGAUGUACAAAUAAAAGUAACAGUUAAAUAAUUGUAAAUUGAAA
This is a messenger RNA of Bombus pascuorum, 4510 nucleotides long. RefSeq lists its product as uncharacterized. The coding region runs from base 220 to 4497 and encodes 1425 amino acids. NCBI's taxonomy places the organism in Eukaryota, Metazoa, Arthropoda, Insecta, Hymenoptera, Apidae. The record is from RefSeq and is a predicted model, not a curated record. The transcript has 19 exons.